AUGAAGCUUCCCCUCCUGCCCUGCGCCCUACUUCUGCUGGCGACAGCCCCCAGCCCAGGCCCAUGGCCUACAGCAGGUGCCCAGGAGAGCUGCUCCCAACGCUGUGGGGACCCAGGCGGGCAGUGCUCCUGCCACCCGACCUGCUCCGGCCUGGGCACCUGCUGCUCAGACUUGCGGGACUUCUGCCUGGAGGUCGUACCCCACUCGGGCUCCAUGAUGGGUGGCAAGGACUUCGUGGUGCAGCACCUCAAGUGGUCCAGCCCCACCACCAGUGUGAUCUGCAGGUUUAAGGAGAGUGUCCAGACCCUUGGCCACGUGGACUCCUUCGGACGUGUGCACUGUGUGUCGCCCCUGCUUUAUGAGACUGGCCGCAUCCCCUUCACACUCUCCAUGGACAACGGCCGUUCCUUCCCACGCUCAGGCACCUGGCUGGCUGUGCACCCCAGCAAAGUGUCUGAGACAGAGAAGAGCCAGCUGGUGAACGAGACCCACUGGCAAUAUUAUGGCACCACUGGCGUUGGAGGUAACCUCUCCCUGACCUGGAACGUCUCAGCUCUCCCCACAAACUCUGUCACCAUCGAGCUGUGGGGCUAUGAGGAGACAGGGAAGCCAUACUCAGAGGAAUGGACGGCAAAGUGGUCAUACCUGUACUCUCUGGCCACAAAAGUCCCCAACUCCGGCUCUUUCACCUUCAUUCCACAACCCGCACCUCAGCAGUACCAGAGAUGGGAAGUGGGUGCCCUUCGGAUCGUCAGCAGCAAACACUAUGAGGGGGAGAGGGACGUGCAGGCGCUCUGGAGCAAUGAGCACGCUCUGGCCUGGCACCUGGGCGAUGACUUCCGGGCAGACCCCGUGGCCUGGGCCCGAACUCAGUGCCUAAACUGGGAGGAGCUAGAGGACCAGCUGCCCAAGUUCCUGGAGGAACUGCCUGACUGCCCCUGUACCCUGGCCCAGGCCCGGGCUGACUCUGGCCGCUUCCAUACUGACUACGGCUGUGACAUCGAGCAUGGCAGCGUGUGCACCUACCACCCAGGGGCUGUGCACUGUGUGCGCUCUGUGCAAGCCAGCCUCCAGUACGCCUCGGGCCAGCAGUGCUGCUAUACCGAGGAGGGCACGCAGCUCCUGACAGCUGACUCGACGAGCGGCAGCACCCCGGACCGUGGCCACGAUUGGGGUGCGCCUCCUUUCCGAGCGCCGCCCCGCGUGCCCGGCCUCUCCCACUGGCUCUACGAUGUCAUCAGCUUCUACCACUGCUGCCUCUGGGCACCCGAGUGCCCCCGCUACAUGCUCCGGCGGCCCUCCAGUGACUGCCGCCACUACCAGCCCCCGCGCCUGGCCUCUGCUUUCGGGGACCCGCACUUUGUCACUUUCGAUGGCACCAAUUUCACAUUCAAUGGGCGUGGCGAGUAUGUGCUGCUGGAGGCUGCGCUGACUAACCUGAGGGUGCAGGUGCGGGCCCAGCCGAGGACGACGCUCGAGGGCAUUCAAGACCGAGGCACAGGGCUGACGGCUGUAGCCGUCCAGGAGGGCAACUCAGAUGUGGUGGAGGUCCGGCUGGCUGGUGAGACAGGGGUCCUGCAGGUGCUGCUAAACCAGGAGGUGCUCAGCUUCGCCGAGCAGAAAUGGAUGGACCUGAAGGGCAUGUUCUUGUCGGUGGCUUCUGGGGACAGCGUAUCUAUCAUGCUGUCCUCGGGGGCAGGCCUGGAGGUCAGCAUCCAGGGUCCCUUCCUGAGUGUGGCCAUCCUGCUGCCCGAGAAGUUCCUCAACCACACUCAAGGGCUCUUUGGAACACUCAACGACAACCCCACAGACGACUUCACUCUGCGCAAUGGGCAGGUCCUGCCCCCCACUGCCACAUCCCGAGAACUGUUCCGGUUUGGGGCUGACUGGGCCGUGGAGAACGCCUCCUCCCUGCUCACCUAUGACUCCCGGCUUCUGGUCAACAACUUCCUGUACCGUCCCAAGCAUGACCCUACCUUCCAGCCCCUCUUCCCCGAGGAGGUCACCCCCAGCCCCAGCCAGGCGACUGAGGCAGCCAAAUUGUGUGGGGACAACCAUUUCUGCAGCUUUGAUGUGGCAGCUACUGGGAACCUGAGUGUAGGCAAUGCCACGCGGUUGGCCUACCAGCUGCACCAGAAUCGUGUGCAGAGUCUGCAGCCAGUGGUGUCUUGCGGCUGGCUGGCCCCGCCCCACAAUGGGCUCAAGGAGGGCAUCAGGUACCUGAAGGGCUCCACGGUCUACUUCCACUGCAACAACGGCUACAGCCUGGUCGGGGCAGAGGCCAGCACCUGCCUGGCCGAUGGCUCCUGGUCCAGGCCCACCCCAACGUGCCAGCCAGGGCAAAGCCACACCGUGCUGCUGAGCAUCGUCUUCGGAGGGCUGGCAGUGGUGGCUGUGGUCGCGCUCAUCUAUAUGCUACUGCAACGCAGGAAGAGCAACAUGGCCAUGUGGACUUCGCAGCCCUGA
Pteropus alecto (black flying fox) is the source of this 2466-nucleotide messenger RNA. RefSeq names its product sushi domain containing 2 (gene SUSD2). Lineage: Eukaryota; Metazoa; Chordata; Mammalia; Chiroptera; Pteropodidae. Bases 1 to 2466 code for a protein of 821 amino acids. The transcript is spliced from 15 exons. The record is from RefSeq and is a predicted model, not a curated record.